Molecule: messenger RNA, 3719 nt
Organism: Alligator sinensis (Chinese alligator)
Lineage: Eukaryota; Metazoa; Chordata; Crocodylia; Alligatoridae
Gene: ZC3H12A
Product: zinc finger CCCH-type containing 12A
Exons: 7
Coding region: 1-2094 (697 amino acids)
Biological process (GO): nuclear-transcribed mRNA catabolic process, RNase MRP-dependent; 3'-UTR-mediated mRNA destabilization
Cellular component (GO): nucleus; cytoplasmic ribonucleoprotein granule
Molecular function (GO): RNA endonuclease activity; mRNA binding; metal ion binding
Source: RefSeq, a predicted model, not a curated record
AUGGUUGUGGGGCUGGAGGACGUGACUGCCCUCCCGGUUGUCCUGGCCGUCUGUCCACCAGCCGACAUCAGCCACUUGGAUGGGUUUGUGGUGCAGGAGGAAUCGGACUCGCCAGCUCCUACCCCGCAGCCAGUGCACGGCCACAGCGGCCAACUGGAUCGCACUCACCUGGGCGCCGAGAGCCGGGCGGGCACGGCCCCGGAGCGGCUGGGGAGCGCCGAGCCGGGCCCCGUGGACAGCACGGAGAUGAAGAUGAGAGUGGACUUCUUCCGCAAGCUGGGCUACACCUCGGAGGAGAUCCGCGCCGUCCUCCAGAAGCUGGGCCUCGACGCGGACACCAACGCCGUCCUCGGGGAGCUGGUGAAGCACGGGGCGGCCGCGGCCGAGCGGGAGGCGAGCGAUGCCCCGCAGGAGGGCAGGGAAGCCCCGCUGGUCCCUCGGGGGGGCCUUGCCAACAAGACCCCGCAGCUCGUGCCCGUGCUGGAGGAGAAGGAGAGCAGUAACCUGAGGCCUGUGGUCAUUGACGGGAGCAACGUGGCCAUGAGCCAUGGAAACAAAGAGGCGUUCUCCUGCCGGGGCAUCCUGCUGGCCGUCCAGUGGUUUUGGGACAGAGGACACAAGGAUAUCACGGUCUUUGUGCCAUCCUGGAGGAAGGAACAGCCACGGCCAGACAUGCUUAUUACAGAUCAGCACAUCCUCCGUGACCUGGAGAAGAAGAAAAUCCUGGUCUUCACCCCUUCCCGGCGGGUGGGCGGCAAGCGCGUGGUCUGCUACGAUGACCGCUUCAUCGUGAAGCUGGCUUUCGAGUCGGACGGCAUCGUGGUGUCCAACGACACCUACCGGGACCUGCAGAACGAGCGCCCCGAGUGGAAGAAGUUCAUCGAGGAGCGUCUGCUGAUGUACUCGUUCGUCAACGACAAGUUUAUGCCCCCAGACGACCCUCUGGGGCGGCACGGCCCCAGCCUGGAUAACUUCCUGAGGAAGAAGCCUGUGGUCCCAGAGCACAAGAAGCAGCAGUGCCCUUAUGGGAAGAAAUGCACCUACGGCAUCAAGUGCAAGUUCUACCACCCCGAGAGGAUCAACCAGCCCCAGCGCUCGCUUGCGGACGAGCUUCGGGCCAACGCCAAGCUGUCCCCCACCCGAAGUGCCUCCAGCACCACCAGCCCUGCCAAGGAGGAGAAGAAGGGCAAGAGAGCUGGGCAGGCAGAGCUGCUGUGUCCUGCCUCCACAGACAUGGACCCCAGCUGCAUGCAGAGAGCCUCGGCCGAGAGGAAAGGAGCAGCCCAGAAGGCCAAGCCAGGUGACGAUCCGCUCCCGGGGAAGGGCUGUGCCCCAGGGCUCGCCCCGCCUCACAGCAGUGGCCAUAGAUCUGCCGAAUGGCCCCAGCACCCUGCCUCCUCUCCCCACAUGGACUCUCUCUCCUGCAUGUCUCAGGAGCCCCUCGACUCGGGCUUCUGCUCCCUGGAGAACCAGUUGUCCGGGAUGUGGCCUUGCCGAUCCGCCAGCCACUGCGAGCAUUGCCCCCCCGACCAGGUGGCCGUCUGCAGCUGCAGCUGCGGGCAGCCGAGAUCCCUGUACCAGCCCUCGCCCGGCCUGGAGCCCGACAGCCUCUACAAGCCUGGCUCUCACAAAGCCGUCUCCUCGGCUUGCUCUGGGGCCAGCUACAUGCCGUACAGCGCGGAGAUGUCCCACGCCAGGCCCUCCCGUGCCUUCUCGGGCUACGGCAUGCCUGUGCACCCCGCCAGCGCCGGGCAGUAUAGCCUCCCGAGCGAGUACAACGGCCCGCCAGCACCUCUCCACCCCCGUGAGUACUGGUCUGAGCCGUACCCGCUGCCCCCUCCUUCUGCACGCGCCAGCAGCACGCAAGACCCCCGCCCCUUGCAAAGAGCCCCGGGCCCGACCUACAGCGACCCCUGCCCGUGGGCUUUGUCGGAGCAGUUCGCCAAGGAGCGGGCCAACGUGCACGUGAAACUCUGCGGCAUCUUCCACCCCCACCUCGUGGACGCGGUCAUGAACCGGUUCCCGCAGCUGCUGGAUCCCCAGAGACUGGCGGCCGAGAUCAUAACCUACAAGUCCCAGAACCCAGGCCUGUGAGGGGCUCCCGGCAUCCUGCAGGGCCGUCGGGGAGCCGGGAGGGUGCGAGCCGCUGGUUUAAACUCGAGCGAGUGGGGCGGCUGCCUCUGGCAGCGCGCGUCCCCGUCGCUGGCAUCUCUUGGGGAAAGGCGGCACGAGGGUCACCUGCUUUCUGACCAAGCCUGGGGCUUGGCACCACCGCUCAGCUCGACUUUGAACGCGUGGGGAACGCUAGCCCCCUGGUCCGUAACUUCAGCUCCCUUUAGUCACGCCAACUUGCUCAUAAGACGCUGCCUUCCCGUAGCUGGCUCUGCCCCCGUUUGGUUUCACAAGCUUGUUUUGCCAGCUCCCCCACCUGUGCCCUACCCACGCCAGGCGCCUGCCCGGCGGGGUCGCUUUCCAGAGCGUAGCAGCAAUGCUCGCCCGGUUGCAGGACCUAAUCGUCCCGCUGCCAGGAUACGCACUUGCCUCGAGUCCCGGCACCGCACCAGAGCUCCCGGGGACCCUGGGCUUGGAGUCGCCUGGCCGACCUCUUGCCUCCCCGCACCAAAAACCCACGUGCUCCACACACAAACUCGCGGAAGGGCAGGCCGUGGCAGCUCUUCCAGCCUGGCCGCGUGGCAGAGCAGAGGGCCGGGACGUGGGUCCCUUCCCUUCCCUCGUGCGAGCGCCUGGUAGAAAGGAAGGCGUGUGGUCACGAGUCCCGCAUGUGCCGCUCCGUGACUCCCCCGGCCUCUUGGCAGUGUUCAAGGCUUGUCUCCACGUUUCUCUCUUCUCCUUUCCUCCACAUCUUUCCCCUGCCCCGCCAGAGCCCUCUGGUUCCCCGCGGCCCCCUGCAAGCCGCGGUUUAGCCCUUGUGGGCAGUGAAUGACCCCCCCGGCCUGUUUGUGGGGGAUUUUCUAUCUUUAUUUUGACUUGUGCAUACUGUAUCUAAACCGUUUAAGGAUAUUCAAGAACACAUACUGUAGCAAUUGUUUCUGGUCCCAGCGUUGGGCUGUUCUGGGGCGCGAAGGGAAGUUUUCCCUCGCACCCAGGCCAGAGGCAGUUGAUUUGUUGAUACACAUUGUAUCUGUGCGUUGGAUUUUUUAAUUACGUCCGUCUUGUGGCUUAAAUGAAGGCCGUUCCUAGCCGCCAGCCCGUGGGAGAGCAGAGCCGCGGGGCCUGUCGUGUCUCCUGGCUCUUCCCUCUCGGGUUUGGCAAGGGCUGGGCUAGUCCGCUCGGCACCGUGUGCUGGGGCAGCCGCAAGGACACAAACCCUGUACGCCUGGUUGAUGAUGAUGCAUUACAGCAGCUGUAAUGUUUCAUGUUAGUAAGCAAAAUGCUUCUUAAUUGUAUGUAAUCUGAAACUUUGCCUAUUUGUAAAUGACGGGAAAAAAUGUUGCGUUUUUAAUGAUCCAUUGUCUACAAACUCGCGGGAUGGUCUCUCACCGAAUCCUCGGCUGUCGCGCUCCUGGAAGGCUCUGGGGCAGGGAGCCAGCAUGUACUCAUCCUGUUGUAAUCAGGACUAACUCCUCCUUUUUUUGUAGGGACAGGUUUGUAUUUUACUAAAACUUGCUGUAUCGCGUGUCUCUGCAGCCUGUACGUAGAGCGAGGCGGCAGCCCUGUGUAAGAGCUGCCGCUGCAUCAAUAAAGAUCCCUGGUUUGAA